Molecule: messenger RNA, 1112 nt
Organism: Rhipicephalus sanguineus (brown dog tick)
Lineage: Eukaryota; Metazoa; Arthropoda; Arachnida; Ixodida; Ixodidae
Product: scoloptoxin SSD20-like
Exons: 4
Coding region: 1-636 (211 amino acids)
Biological process (GO): glutathione catabolic process
Cellular component (GO): plasma membrane
Molecular function (GO): glutathione gamma-glutamate hydrolase
Source: RefSeq, a predicted model, not a curated record
AUGCGUUCCCGCAGCUCUUCGAAAAAGAGCGCGGCAAGGCACUUCGAGGUCAAGCACGCAGCAGCGAACGCGGUGUUCCUGGCACCUAACGGCGAUGCCAUCGCUUUCUCCGGCAGCCUCGGAAUGCUGAUGGGUUCUCACGAGGCCUCGACGUCCACUGGCCUGUUGCUGAACAACGCGCUGAGCGCGUUCACGCCGCGCCUGCCCGAACGGUACCUGGGCCACGCCGGCGUGUCGCUCAACUUCGCGCUACCCGGAAAGAGGCCCCUGUCACCACUGGCCCCAUCUCUGCUGCUGGACGCUGCCGAAGGACGGCUCGUCGCUGCGCUCGCGACAUCCGAAGACUUCGAGCUCCCGCAGUACGCCGCCUUGGUGCUGUGCCAGCUGCUGCUGAUGAACAAGACGGUGGCGGACGCGGUGAGCACGUCCAAAGUUCGUUAUCGUGCCAGCCUCAAGAGCGUUCUCUACGACACCGACCUACCACGGGAAAUUGUGCGGGAACUCCGGAGCAGGGGCCACCGCAUGCUCCUCCUAGAGGACAACAUCACCAAUGCCGCUGCCAUCUUCAUCGACGAAGACCACUUUGUCUACACAGCAGUCAACAACCGCGUUGGUGGUUAUUUUGAUGGCAACUGAGUUCCAAAGUGCUACUAUGCCGUCUACAAUGGGUACCCACACCUCGCUGCAGUGCUCAAAGGUGCCACACAAGAACAAUGCAACACUGUCGUCUUCAGCCUAUUACGUCGUAGGCUACCAGUGCAGAAAAAGUUUGGCAUAGUGAAUUUAUUGAAAAUAGAGCAAUGAACUCUAAUGUGUAAUCAUUUUCGCCAAUAUAUUGUUUAGCUUGUAGUCAAUAUGAAAAAUGAAGGCCUUAUGAAAGCUCAUCUAGCGUCACUUAUGCUUCUUCAUUAAGAGAUAUUUUCAUUACUAUUGUUGCAUGGAGUAGAGUGGCUAUGUAUGCCAUACGGCAUUACUUAUAUGCUUCCUCAACAAGGAAUAUAUUUCCCUCACUAUCGUUGUUGUAUGCCACGAGUAACAAUCUGUAUCUGCCCAACAACUUUCGUGAGCUAUUGCUAUUCACACUUCACACAAAGAUAGUUUUUAACUUUUUU